AUGAACUACGAGGGGGAGAAUUUUGAUGAGGAUUCAGAUGAGGAUGAAGGCACCGGAGGGAUCCUUAGUGAGCCUUAUCCUUCGGGAGCAAUACCAAACCAACACGCAGAGCAAGAGGACACUACCAACCGUCUACGCUCCCUAGAGGAAGAAGUGGCCACCAUGAGGCAACAACUCAUUAUAGCCGAAGCUAAGGUAGCCCUAGCAGAAAUCAUGCCUUCCCAUGGAGACAACCAACACGCCGGCAAAACACCGAUCCUAUGGAUAGACUCCGCCACUUUCCAAGCUAGUGAUAGUUGCUGUGAUAGCCAUCAUGGCACAACUCAAUGGUAA
Lactuca saligna is the source of this 333-nucleotide messenger RNA. Lineage: Eukaryota; Viridiplantae; Streptophyta; Magnoliopsida; Asterales; Asteraceae. The record is from the annotation of a GenBank genome assembly.